AGUGUAACGUAAAUCGUCGGCUCGUCGCUUGCUUGUCUCGCUUCUGCAAGAAGCAAAGAAGGGAUUAUACCAUACGAGUGAGUAUACGGUGCUCCUCCCAGAAGAAAAAACACUAUUAUCUUCACCGGUUGAUGCGAUGGUGGUCUGCAAAUGCCGCAAGGCAACAAAACUUUACUGCUAUGUGCAUAAGGUCCCUGUUUGUGGGGAAUGCAUUUGUUUUCCAGAGCACCGGAUAUGUGUGGUCCGUACUUACUCCGACUGGGUGAUAGAUGGAGAGUAUGAUUGGCCUCCUGCAUGCUGCCUAUGUAAAGCUGUGCUCGAAGAUGGAACUGACCCUCAAACUACUAGAUUGGGUUGCUUGCAUGUGAUACACACAAGUUGCUUGGUAUCCCAUAUUAAAAGCUUCCCUCAACACACUGCACCGGCAGGAUACGUGUGUCCUUUGUGUUCUACCACGAUAUGGCCUCCUAAAAUUAUCAAAGAUUCAGGAUCCCGUCUUCAUUCAAAACUGAAGGAGGCUAUCAUGCAGACUGGUCUGGAAAAAAAUCUGUUUGGAAAUCAUCCUUUUUCAAUGCCAGCAGCAGAGUCCCGGGUUCCUCCUCCUGCUUUUGCUUCAGAUCCGCUUGUUUCAGCGACUGGGGGCAAAGAGAAAAAUAAUCCAAACUCUUUGGAUCCCUCAAGUGACUUAAGUUUGCCAUCUUCAGGAAUGACUGGAAUAAGCAUGCCAAAAAAUUCUAAUGAUAUUGUGGAGAUAGAUAGUCUGAGUUCAGUGGGAAGUCAAUUCAAAUCUGGUCAUGAGCCCAACUUCAUGAAAACUGCAAGCCCUGCCGCUCAGCCUGGAGCUACAACAAGAAAGGGUGCUUACAAUGUUGACAGGCAAAAUUCAGGAAUUUCAUUCUAUUCUGAUGAUGAGGAUGAGAGCGGGAGGAAAUACUCUCGAAGGGGUCCUUUCCGUCAUAAGUUUCUUAGAGCAUUGCUACCUUUCUGGUCUAGUGCACUGCCUACCCUGCCAGUAACUGCACCCCCACGGAAAGAUGUAUCAAAUUUAGAUGAUAUUCCAGAAGGUCGUUCACGUCAUCAGCGAUCUUCAAGGAUGGAUCCCAGAAAAAUCCUCCUCAUCAUGGCAAUCAUGGCAUGUAUGGCAACAAUGGGCAUAUUGUAUUAUAGAUUAGCACAACGUAGUCUUGGUGAAAGCCUGCCUGAUGAUGAGGAGCAAUGAUUAUUGUUUAAGCUUUUGUCCAAGUUUGGGUUGAUGAAGUCCUUUUUCUUGUAUUCCUGGUAAUGGGUCUUUUACCUCCUGGCCUGAUUUUAUUUCCUGGUGCAGUCUGCAGACUUGUAUGGGCUUUCAUGAAAAACAGUUCAGCUAUCACCAUUUGUGAUGCUGAAUGUCCAUAACGGUGCAGUAGUCACAAAAGCUCUUCUUGGCCAUCAUGCUCCAUUCUCAUGUGCUACUAUUGUUGUGGUUUAUUAAAGAAAUGGCUUGAUGGAAUUUCAUUUGUUUUUUCAUCCUCCAGCAUGUAAUUAUUUUCUUUCAUGAAACUGUCACAGUGAAUAUUUUUCACAAA
Molecule: messenger RNA, 1565 nt
Organism: Telopea speciosissima
Lineage: Eukaryota; Viridiplantae; Streptophyta; Magnoliopsida; Proteales; Proteaceae
Product: zinc finger protein-like 1 homolog
Exons: 10
Coding region: 137-1219 (360 amino acids)
Cellular component (GO): Golgi apparatus
Source: RefSeq, a predicted model, not a curated record